Messenger RNA from Haemonchus placei, 330 nucleotides. The record is from the annotation of a GenBank genome assembly. NCBI's taxonomy places the organism in Eukaryota, Metazoa, Nematoda, Chromadorea, Rhabditida, Trichostrongylidae.
AUGCAGACCACUGCCGAUCCACGAAGGCCGAACAAGAUUGUAAGGUUCAAAGCUGCAGAUCCUCAAUCAGCCAAUGCUGUAACUGAUGACCCUUUGCCAGAAUACAUGAACGUUCUGGGAAUGAUAUUCAGCAUGUGCGGUCUGAUGAUGCGGAUGAAAUGGUGUGCAUGGAUGGCUCUUCUGUGCUCCUGUGUCAGUUUCGCCAACACACGCUCAUCAGACGAUGCGAAACAAAUCGUUAGCAGCUUCAUGUUGUCAGUGUCCGCUGUCGUUAUGAGUUAUCUGCAGAAUCCGCAGCCAAUAAUCCCACCAUGGGCAUCAUUUAUGUGA